CCCCGCUCCCGCUCCGCCACAGCAGCGGGGGUGCGGGCACGGAGAGCCCCAUUUCGGAGACGGUGGUCAGGGGAAAGGCUGCAGAGCCUCCAGACCAACACUUUGGAAGGACACGGGAAGAAAACCUCCCUCUGGCGGGACUCGGCCGGGCUCUGAAGAGGGGGCUGCUUCAGGGACCUCAUUUUUGUCCUCUUUUCCUCCCUCCCCACGGACCUCCGGAGAAAUCGCCACCGAUGCCCCAUCCUCCUGGGGGUGCGGGGGUUUGGAGCAGAAUUUACCCCUCCCUCUGAUAGACCUUUUUUUUUUAUUAUUUGAAAUAUUUCGAUUCUUCCCGGGAAGCCAACCGCCGAUGCUGACCGAGCUCGUUCUUUAAUGAUGCAACGGAUGCCUUUGAGGAUUGUGUUGCAUGAGUUGAAUUUUGAAUGAAGGAGAGAGCUUUUGCCACAUCGUGUCGAUCCUUGGGUUGAACUCGUUGAUAAUGAUGAUUAUUUAAAUAUCACCGGUCGGUGUUUUUCUUUUCCUUUUAAAAGGCCUCGGAGUCUCUUUUUAGGGGGGACUUUUCCCUCCUCCCUCCCCCAAACUGGAUGUGUCUUGUGUGAAAAAUCGAAGAGGAUUCAGUUCUUCAAACGAGGGUGUUAACCCGGCCCCGCAUCGCUAGGUGUUUCAGUCGUUCCAUGGUUUCUUUUUUUUAAACCGUCCACCUAAAAGUUAGGUUCAGGUAGGAAUUAUAAUUAAAACAGUUAAUAAUAACCGAAAGAGAACCCCCACCGAAACAGUCAUGUCUGGAGAGGUGCGUUUGAGGCAGCUGGAGCAGUUUAUUUUGGAUGGGCCGGCACAGACUAAUGGGCAGUGCUUCAGUGUGGAGACAUUGCUGGAUAUUCUCAUCUGCCUUUACGAUGAAUGUAAUAAUUCCCCAUUGAGGAGAGAGAAGAAUAUCGUCGAGUACCUAGAAUGGGCUAAACCAUUUACUUCCAAAGUGAAACAGAUGAGACUACAUAAAGAAGACUUCGAAAUAUUAAAAGUCAUUGGUCGAGGAGCUUUUGGGGAGGUUGCUGUGGUAAAACUGAAAAAUGCAGACAAGGUAUUUGCCAUGAAAAUACUCAACAAGUGGGAGAUGCUGAAGAGAGCAGAGACAGCUUGUUUUCGAGAAGAGCGGGAUGUUCUGGUGAAUGGCGAUAACAAGUGGAUCACAACAUUGCAUUAUGCCUUCCAGGAUGACAAUUACUUAUACCUGGUUAUGGAUUACUAUGUUGGUGGAGAUUUGCUUACACUGCUCAGCAAGUUUGAAGACAGGUUACCUGAGGACAUGGCUCGCUUUUACUUGGCAGAGAUGGUGAUAGCAAUUGAUUCGGUUCAUCAGCUUCAUUAUGUCCACAGGGAUAUUAAGCCUGAUAACAUCCUAAUGGAUAUGAAUGGGCACAUCCGGUUAGCAGAUUUUGGUUCCUGUCUGAAACUGAUGGAAGAUGGAACGGUCCAGUCUUCAGUGGCGGUUGGAACUCCAGAUUACAUAUCCCCUGAAAUCUUGCAGGCCAUGGAAGAUGGGAAAGGAAAGUACGGACCCGAGUGUGACUGGUGGUCCUUGGGCGUCUGCAUGUAUGAAAUGCUCUAUGGAGAGACACCGUUUUAUGCAGAAUCUCUGGUGGAGACAUAUGGAAAGAUCAUGAACCACAAAGAGAGGUUUCAGUUUCCGGCUCAAGUGACAGACGUAUCUGAGAGUGCAAAGGACCUCGUUCGCAGACUCAUUUGCAGCAGAGAACAUCGACUUGGGCAAAAUGGGAUUGAAGACUUUAAGAAUCACCCAUUUUUCCUCGGCAUUGAUUGGGAUAACAUUCGGAACUGUGAAGCACCUUAUAUCCCAGAAGUCAGCAGUCCUACGGACACAUCAAACUUUGAUGUGGAUGAUGAUUGUUUAAAGAAUUCUGAGACAAUGCCCCCACCAACCCACACUGCGUUUUCCGGUCACCAUCUGCCAUUUGUUGGUUUUACAUACACUAGUAGCUGUGUUCUUUCGGACCGGAGUUGUUUAAGAGUGACAGCUGGGCCCCCCUCAAUGGACCUUGAUGUUACUGUUCAGAGGACUCUGGAGGACAGCUUAGCAACUGAAGCCUAUGAAAGAAGAAUAAGACGCCUUGAACAAGAGAAACUUGAACUCAGCAGAAAGCUUCAGGAGUCCACACAGACAGUCCAGGCUCUUCAGUACUCAACUGUGGAUGGCCCAUUAACCGCAAGCAAAGAUCUAGAGAUAAAAACCUUAAAAGAAGAAAUUGAAAAAUUGAAGAAGCAAGUAACAGAUUCUGGACACCUGGAACAACAGCUUGAGGAAGCUAGUUCUGCAAGGCGUGAGCUAGAUGAAGCUUCUAGACAAAUCAAGGCCUGUGAGAAACAAAUCAAAGCACUAAAGCAAGAAAGGGAGGACCUUAAUAAGGAGCUAGUUGAGUCUAGUGAGCGAUUAAAAUCCCAAACCAAAGAACUGAAAGACGCACACAGCCAGCGGAAACUGGCAAUGCAAGAGUUCUCGGAGAUGAACGAGCGGCUAACAGAUUUGCACUCCCAAAAACAAAAACUUGCUCGCCAAGUUCGAGAUAAGGAGGAAGAGAUGGAGGUGGUGAUACAAAAGGUUGAAAGCUUAAGGCAAGAACUGCGCAAAACAGAAAGAGCCAAAAAAGAGCUGGAAGUCCAUGCAGAAGCUGCAGCUGCAGAGGCAUCCAAGGACCGGAAAUUGCGGGAACGGAGUGAACAGUACUCUAAACAGCUGGAAAAUGAAUUGGAAGGACUGAAGCAAAAACAAAUUGUUCGCUCACCAGGGGUAAGCAGUACAGAACACCAGCAAGAGAUCACCAAACUAAAAGCUGACUUAGAAAAGAAAAGUGUAUUUUAUGAAGAUGAAUUGUCCAAAAGGGAAACGAUACACGCUAAUGAAGUUAAGAACCUGAAGAAAGAGUUGCGUGAUGCAGAAGGCCAACAGCUUGCUCUCAAAAAAGAAAUUAUGAUUUUGAAAGACAAGUUAGAAAAGACAAGGAGAGAGAGCCAAAGUGAAAGAGAGGAAUUUGAAACAGAGUUCAAACAGAAAUAUGAACGGGAGAAAGUCCUGCUGACUGAAGAAAAUAAAAAGCUGUCAAAUGAAGUUGAUAAGCUCACCACCAUGUUUGAGAGGCUGAGUGUGAACAACCGACAGCUGGAAGAAGAGAUGCGAGACCUAGCAGACAAAAAAGAAUCUGUUGCACACUGGGAGGCUCAAAUCACAGAAAUCAUUCAAUGGGUGAGCGAUGAGAAGGAUGCACGAGGGUAUCUUCAAGCCUUAGCUUCUAAAAUGACAGAAGAACUGGAGGUCUUGAGAAAUUCCAGCUUAGGUGCAAGAGCAACAGACAUGCCCUGGAAGAUGCGUCGCUUUGCAAAACUGGAUAUGUCAGCCAGAUUGGAACUGCAGUCUGCUCUAGAUGCAGAAAUCAGAGCCAAACAAGUCAUCCAAGAAGAGCUGAAUAAAGUUAAAGCAACCAACAUUUCAACAGAAUGUAAAUUGCAAGAGGCGGAAAAGAAGAACUUGGAACUGCUAUCAGAAAUUGAAAAACUGAAAAAGGAGACUGAAGAGCUUAGAUCAGAAAAGGGUGUAAAGCACCAAGACUCACAGAAUUCUUUCUUGGCAUUUUUGAAUGCGCCUACCUCUGCUCUGGAUCAAUUUGAAGAUUCCUUUUCUUCUUCCUCAUCUUCACUGAUUGAUUUUUUGGAUGACCGCUCUCCGUCCUGUAUUCCAGCUAGCAAAGGCAGACGUAUUGAUUCGGUUGAGAACUUUACGUUAUCCAAUACUCCUUCAAGGGAUGAGGUCAAGUCUCACCUUCAUUCAAGGUCCAGAUCUCCUUCCACAGCUAGUGACAUUGAACCAGUUGAGGUUAUCGAACAUCCCCCACGUUCAGUUCACACGCCAACCAUGAGAUCAGCAUAUAUUGGUUCAGGCCUCUCUGCACCAAAGCCAAAGGCCCACCAGUUUGUAGUAAAAUCCUUUAACACUCCUACCAAAUGUAAUCAGUGCACCUCUUUGAUGGUUGGCUUGAUAAGACAGGGCUGUAUUUGUGAAGUGUGCGGAUUCUCCUGUCAUGUGACCUGUGCAGACAAAGCUCCAGCAGUUUGUCCGAUACCUCCUGAGCAGACUAAAGGACCCCUGGGGAUAGAUCCACAAAAAGGCAUAGGAACCGCUUAUGAAGGUCACGUUAGGGUCCCUAAACCUGCUGGUGUAAAGAAGGGUUGGCAGAGAGCACUGGCUGUAGUUUGUGAUUUCAAACUCUUCUUGUAUGACAUAGCCGAAGGAAAAGCAUCCCAACCGAGUGUGAUAGUGAGUCAGGUGAUUGACAUGAGGGAUGAAGAGUUUUCGGUGAGUUCUGUCUUGGCUUCUGAUGUUAUCCAUGCAAGCCGAAAAGAUAUACCCUGUAUCUUUAGAGUCACAGCUUCUCAGCUCUCUGCAUCUAGUAACAAGUGUUCCAUCCUGAUCUUGGCAGACAGUGAGAAUGAGAAGAGCAAGUGGGUAGGGGUGCUGAAUGAAUUGCACAGGAUUUUGAAGAAGAACAAACUCAAGGACCGCUCUGUGUACAUUCCCAAAGAGGCUUAUGACAGCACUCUGCCCCUCAUUAAAACAACCCAGGCAGCGGCAAUCGUAGAUCAUGAAAGGAUAGCUCUGGGAAACGAAGAAGGGUUGUUUGUUGUACAUGUCACCAAAGAUGAGAUUAUUCGUGUGGGUGACAAUAAGAAGGUUCAUCAGAUUGAGCUCAUCCCAGCUGAACAACUAAUUGCUGUGAUCUCGGGACGCAACCGCCAUGUGCGACUCUUCCCCACAUCUGCUCUGGAUGGCCGAGAGACUGAAUUUUUUAAACUGGCAGAGACGAAAGGCUGCCAGACCAUCGCCUCUGGACAGGUGCGCCACGGAACGCUGACGUGCCUGUGCGUGGCCAUGAAACGGCAGGUCCUCUGUUAUGAACUGAAUCAGAGCAAGACCCGACACAAAAAGAUCAAGGAGAUCCAAGUCCUGGGGAAUGUCCAGUGGAUGUCGAUCUUCAGCGAGAGGCUCUGUGUCGGUUUCCAGUCGGGAUUCCUGAGAUACCCUUUGCAUGGAGAAGGAAACCCAUACAGCUUGCUCCAUCCAGAUGACCACACACUAGCCUUUAUUGCACAACAGCCAACUGAUGCCAUCUGCGCAGUCGAGAUCUCCAAUAAAGAAUAUCUGCUGUGUUUUAGCAGCGUUGGAGUCUAUAUCGACAGUCAAGGCCGAAGGUCUAGGCAGCAAGAACUGAUGUGGCCGACAACUCCUUCCUCGUGCUGUUACAAUGCACCAUACCUUUCAGUAUACAGCGAAAAUGCUGUUGAUGUCUUUGAUGUGAAUUCCAUGGAAUGGAUUCAGACUGUCCCCCUCAAGAAGGUUCGACCCUUGAAUACAGAAGGAUCACUAAAUCUUUUGGGUCUGGAGACAAUUAGAUUAAUAUAUUUCAAAAAUAAGAUGGCAGAGGGGGAUGAACUAGUGGUUCCUGAAACAUCAGAUAACAGCCGGAAACAAAUGGUGCGAAGCAUCAACAACAAGCGGCGUUAUUCCUUCAGGGUCCCAGAAGAGGAAAGGAUGCAGCAGAGGAGGGAGAUGCUUCGAGAUCCCGAAAUGAGAAAUAAAUUAAUUUCUAACCCAACUAAUUUUAACCACAUAGCACACAUGGGUCCAGGAGACGGAAUCCAGAUCCUAAAAGACCUACCCAUGCCGGCUUUCCCUUACCCAUCCCCUCAUCAUCACUCCAGUCUGAUCUCCUCUCCGAUCAACUUUGAGCACAUCUAUCACAUGACUGUUAAUUCUGCUGAAAAAUUCCUCUCUCCUGAUUCCAUAAAUCCUGAAUAUUCCCCAUCUCUACGCUCUGUCCCUGGUACACCAAGCUUUUUGACUCUAAGGAAUCUUCGGCCUCAGGAAAGCCGGACCAUGUUCAGUGGCUCUGUUAGUAUUCCAUCCAUGACUAAAUCCCGCCCGGAGCCAGGACGUUCCAUGAGUGCUAGCAGUGGGCUGGCAGCAAGGUCCUCGGCGCAGAACGGCAGUGCGUUACGGCGGGAACUCUCUGGGGGAAGCUAUGGGUCAAAGCGACAGCCUAUGACCUCCCCGUCCGACGGCUCAUUGUCCUCCGGAGGCCUGGACCAAGGAAGUGACGUUCCAGCAAGGGACUAUGAGCGGGAGGACUCUGACUCUCCUCGGCAUUCUACAGCGUCUAACAGUUCCAACCUGAGCAGCCCUCCCAGCCCCGUUUCACCUCACAAGACCAAGAGCCUCUCUUUGGAGAGCACUGACCACGUGAGUUGGGACACAUGAACUGCUGCUGCUUCAGUAUUCAGACCAGUCAUCCAGCGGCUUUUGCUCCCAUCCCCUCACCCUGUCCUCGCGCUUUCACCGUUCCUUCCCCUCGCGCCCCCACCCCACCCACCCCCCAACCUCUCCCCGAAACCGGUCUGGGGGCCGGCAGCUGGGGGAGGGUGGCGAUGGGAGGGAGGGAAGGUCUGCCUCAUCCAGGGUAACUCCAAGGCGCGGUGCCUGCAGGUGGAGCAGCAGCCACAGCGGCCAAGGGCCAACUCUGGUCAAGUUGUCGCCGUAGUUUCUGGUAGGGUUGGUUUCUUUUCCCGAGGUUAUAGCUGCUUUCGUUCUUUUAUUAUCCCCGCCACCCCCUCUCCCUUAAAGAAGGUAGUUUAAAUAGACCAGAUCACUAAAAAAGAAAAAAAUCAGAUGGGUUUUGUUUUCACACGAGUUCCAUGAUACCGUAAUCUAGCACAGUAGCCCGCCACCUUGGGGUUCAUGAAAGAGGCACAUAAGCUUCCAUUCAGCCACCUCGAUUGAAUGUUGACCCGAUGGUUGCCGGCUGGUGAAAGCAAUGCAUAUUUUACUACAAUAGUUUAAAUAAAUACACAAAUGGAAGAGGGUAAAUACAUAUGUAUAUAUUAAAAACACAUCAUGUAUUCUGUGAAAGAUGGUUGCCUAUUUAAGAGAGAUCCCUUAAUUUAAAAGAAUGUGUCAGUCCCUUCUGUUUUCACGCGGAAUAAUUUCAAGGCUAGAAAAGCCUCCCAGUACCCUUUUCCAAAGGGCUACCAAAAUAAUUUUCCUUUUCCCAGGCCAUUAGAUGGGAAAUUUAACUUCAUCUUGGUACCAGGAGUUUUCCAGAGCAGAUCUAAAGCCUUAAACUUCAUUUAGACGGUUAGUUUCCCCAUCAGUGGCAAGCUACCACGGAAAUGCCAUCCGGUGCCAUUCUCUCUCCAGCCCUCCAGCCCAGUCCAUCUGAGCUAAAUCCUAGAAUGGGAUUCUCCCGGUUGGUCGGUCCCCAGAGGGAGAGCCUGUCAUUUGUGGAUUGGUUAGGCCUCCCUCUGCUCCAGGAGAUCACUGUGGCCUGGAGCAGAAAACCAAGCAGGCUUGUUUUCUUUGAGCAGGGGAACGGUCUUCCAUGGCUCCUCUGAUUAGUCAGAGAACUCUGUGUGUUCAUUACGGAACAACACAAACCCUACACCGAUUGAAGGGGUGGAGUGCAAGAAGGGGGUGCUUAGAAGAGUUUAGCUUGAGUGGUGUUCGUGCUCAGGGAAGGGGCCAGCCUUGAAUUGCCCUUGCUGACCAGGUUCUCCUCUUCCCUACCCCCUUUGGUUGGGGUGGUUCUGACACUGAUUGCAUUCGAUAUCUUCCUCCUUGAGCCCAGUAUGGAAAUCAGGCUGCAGGGCAGAAAGACCCUUGCCAGGGCUUUUUCUGUUGGGCAGAGACUCACCCAAAGGUGCAGUUCUGCUUUCAGGGCAAGGAGUCUGGAACCAGUAGAGUAGGUGUUGUGGGAGUGAAAGAGUUCGAGCAAAACUCAAUCCCCACCUUCCAGUCCCUUUACAUGGGAGGAAAAGUCCACAGGAUUUUCUCCCCUACCUGGGCCCUCACUAAGCUUACUUCAUGGGAGGUGGGGGGCGGGGGGGGGGAGGAGAGAGAGAGAGAGAGAGGAAGGAAAGGCUUGUUGAAUCCACUGCAUUGUUUUCUCUGGACUUGGUUGUUGAAACGCAAACCGUUAGCUCUCGUUACCCUCAGCCUUUUGGGAGCAGCCCCUAAUUGUCUUCGAGGUCACUUCAAUCCCCUAGGAAAUCUUCUGAAGCAUUGUGGUGGGGAGGAUGUGAGGGGCGGGGGUGAGGGAGAGGCUUGAGGAUCACUCUACAGAGGUUUUUGAAGAAGCAUAGGCUAGGGAAGUAAGAGCAAAAGAAAAUCCAUGCCUUUGCGUUUAAUCAGCCAGUUUCUGGGUGUGUUCCGGUUUGACUGUGGUUUUAUUUUGUGAGGCGCACAACUGCUCUUGAGCACCAGUCACUCCAAAUUAUUUUGCUUUGGGAAAGCUAUAUAAAGUUCCUGCAUUUUGAGUGUCAUGUGGAAAUGCUGUCUGUGCAGUUUGGCUUGUCUGAUUAUCAAGUUGGUACCUUGUGUCACAUCGUUACCAUUUCGGGCAAACAUUUCUAUUCAGAAACUUGGCAACAUUGCAGAUGGGCCAGCCCUGAGCCAGAUAGCCCAGGUCCAUCUCUCAGCGCUGACCAGCUGAGCCAAAGCCCAUUCCCAGCCCCCUGUCCUGUCCGUUGAACUUAGCCUGGCCAGUCCAUAGGCUUCCUCUUCCCCCUUGCUCCCCACUCAUCCCUGGGGCCUCUUCCCAUGUGUGGCCCUCAGCAGGGCGGUUUGAAUUCUCUCCCUAAAUUGUAACCCUGCCAAGCAGCCAAAGAAAAUACAUCUGCUCAAAUGCUAGACUCCACCUGGCCUGAGUACCAUACUCUCUGCCCACCCUGCGUCCAAACAUCGAACCAAAGUUCCCAUCCAGGGUGGAAUUCCAUCUGCCUUAGGCAAGCCCAUCCCCCUCCACGGGGUCUCGGGUCCAUUUUUGGAUGGAGGUAGACUGGGCGUUAUCGGGCCGGGCGUCCCUCACACGUUUCAUUCCGGAAGCACUCGGUCCCUUUCUUUCCCAGGUCAUUCCAUUGACGGUUUUCACGCCGGCAUUGUGCCUGGGGGCAGGUCCCCCAAAUGAUGGGCAGCAGCGUCUCGGCCGGUGCCCGGAGGUACCCCGCAAACUGCUCCGAGCAGGAAGGGACCAAGGCGACUACUCACUCACCGAGAAAGGCGCUCUUGCCUCUUUCACUGUGGCUGAUGCGCUAGUUCUCGGUUUUAGUGAACGGAGCCCGGGAUACAGAGAACUGAUUUUCGAUCUCGAUGGGGACCAAGAGGGCUUUGCCUGUUAUCUCCAAGGAAGCAGGCUUGUGCAUUUGGGUAUUUGGUGCUGUGUGCAGCUGCACAAUUUAUUUAUCCAGCCAGUUUUGCUGUCUCCCCUUGAAUUCUGCCUGACAUGGACACAGGCUCUAGAUGCACGCAGAAGACAUUCAUUUUUCUUUUUUUCCAAAACCACAAACGUUUUCCAUUGACAGAUCAAAUUUUACUAGGGCAAAUUGCAUGUCCUUAAAUGGUUUUGGAGCAUGGUACUUGGGGACAUCAGCUUGGGGGGGGUUGUAGUACAGCGAUGGAGUAGAUUUCCUGGGUCUCUCACUUCAGAAAACAUAUCGUGUCACCCGACAUCCCCUCACCCCAUGGAUUUUUAAAGCCCUGGGUGGAGUGACAGCGUCGUGCUCAGGUUGAUAUCCAGCUGUCUUUCGAAGGCACCCUAUCCCCGCGCGGCGCUGUGUGGAGGAAGAUCUCUGAGUCUAGCACGACAGGGGCGGGAGGUGGUGGGGAACCGGCGACCGCGUUUAGCAGGGAAACAGUGAGUCGGCAGCGGGCAGGGUCCCCCAGUUCCACCAAACACAGAGGGGAACUGGGAUCAGUGACCCGGGCAGUCGUGAAGAAACGGUUAGGGCUGUGAGCUGAAGGGUUCCCUGCAGCAUCCCACCAGGUCCCACCAGGAGUCCUUUGAUUCCAGCCGGUACAGCGGGGACAGACGCUGAGCCGCUCUGGGGGUGGGCAGUGCGUUUGGGGGUUUGUGAUGAGCCACGUUUUGUAGAUGGCAGCAGCUCCUGUACGGAGGAGAACCCAGCCCCUCUCUCACUCCCCCUCAGCCCUGAAUUAGGCAGAAGGCAAAAUCCCCAGUUCAAAACCCCUUUGGAAGCUCUGCUGAUUCACUCAGUCAAGCUCCGUGUCCUCAGUGUGUUCUAGUGUGGGGCAGAGGAGAUUCUGAGGGCCUCCGGUGGGAGGGCUCAUGGCUUCCCAGAGAGUGUUUUGGCCAGAGACUCUGCCUUUCUCAUCCCUGGCGUUUUGCAUGCGGGCUUUUCCCAUGGCUCUUCUCUUUCCACCCACGUUAUCCAUCAAAGCCAACUCUCCAUCGCAUGUAGGAAACGGUGUCAUUCACGGGGAAGAAGCUUGACAACACAAAAGACCGAUAUUGGUAUUUCAGAAACAUAAUUUGACCUGCCUUUUUACGCCUGACAGUUUCAUAUCAUUUAUUUUUAAAAAAAUAUUUUUUAGGGGUUUUUUUCAUUGUAAUAUUAUUGUACAGUUUUGCAUGGCCUAGAUGUAAUCACUCUUCUUUUUUUUUAGAGUAUAAAAGCUGACGUGUGUGUGUGUGUGUGUGCGCGUGGGUGUGUGUGGAGACGGGGGGAAAAGAUAUUGCUUUGGCCUCUUAUCACUCUUUAUUUUAUUUUGUUUGGUUUUAUGCCCUCGAUGUUGUAAGGGACUUUGUAAGAGAUUCUCGGCUACCAAACGAUGAUGUUGAUUCUUUUGCACAGAAAUAUUUAAGGUGGGGCGGCCAGAAAUGUAAUAAAUGGCUGUCCACCAAUAUUUUAUGUUGGUAACACACUUAAUAUUAACCUGACUUUGAUGUAUUGCAAUAAAACAGGGAACUGUUAGAAA
Messenger RNA from Ornithorhynchus anatinus (platypus), 10834 nucleotides. It is a transcript of the gene CDC42BPA, whose product is annotated as CDC42 binding protein kinase alpha. The transcript is spliced from 40 exons. Gene Ontology annotation, biological process: actomyosin structure organization; peptidyl-threonine phosphorylation. NCBI's taxonomy places the organism in Eukaryota, Metazoa, Chordata, Mammalia, Monotremata, Ornithorhynchidae. The record is from RefSeq and is a predicted model, not a curated record. Gene Ontology annotation, molecular function: protein serine/threonine kinase activity; ATP binding. Bases 779 to 6325 code for a protein of 1848 amino acids. Gene Ontology annotation, cellular component: actomyosin; cytoskeleton; cytoplasm.